Molecule: messenger RNA, 6531 nt
Organism: Porites lobata
Lineage: Eukaryota; Metazoa; Cnidaria; Anthozoa; Scleractinia; Poritidae
Source: the annotation of a GenBank genome assembly
AUGCAAAAAGACGUGGAAGUAUUUCUGUUAGCUUUGAACAUCUUCCUUGCUAUCACAGCUUCCCUUGGCAAUGCCUUGAUCCUGAAUGCUCUCCCCAAAGUAACUUCUCUGCACUCACCAACAAAGCUGCUAUUUGGAAACUUAGCGGUGACUGAUCUCUGCGUUGGGCUUAUUUCACAACCUCUUUUCGUAACAAUUCGGCUUAGCACCUUUAUAAAGAUGAACACAGAAAUCCAGAACUACUUAAGGAACAUUGCCACUGCCAUCGAUUUCAUUUUGUGUGCAGUUUCCAUCCUCACCUUAAGUGCAAUAAGUGUCGAUAGACUUCUUGCUCUUUUGCUGGGAAUAAGAUACAGAACGAUUGUAAAUUUAAGGCACACUCGAGCUCUUCUGUCAUUUUUUUGGUUAACUGGAAUUGCAGCUGUAUUACUGAGAGUUUUUACGAGCUUUAGCGUUGCUGCAAUAGUAGGCGUCAUUUUUUUAAUCAUAUUUACAGUCAUCUCGGUUUUUUGUUACACAAAGAUCUUUAUGACACUUAAACAAUUCGAAACUCAAGUACAAAACAGAGGACAGCAGAGACGAGAGGGAAUGCCACCUAAUAUAGGGAGAUACAAAAAAACAGUUUGGAGCAUUGCGUGGGUGCAGUUGGCAUUAAUCGCAUGUUAUAUUCCUUUUAUUAUCUGUGCUAUAGUGAUAACGAUAAAGGGUUCGAGUGGUACUACAGCGAACACUAUUUGGAUAUUUACAUUCAGUCUGAUUUACGUAAAUUCUUCAUUGAACCCAAUUCUCUACUGUUGGCGGAUCAAAGACGCGAGACAAGAAGUGAAGGCCACGAUCAGACGGUUUUGUUGCCACUCAAGUUAGGUUAAACAGAUUGAAUGGUAGUGGUAUUUUGCAACGUUGUGUCUCUGAGGUUUAGUGAUCAGGGUUAGAAAACUGAGUGAAUAAUAUUUUAGGUCCGUUUGCCCUGUAUAAUGACCCUAAAUGGAAUGGAAUGGACAAACUGAGUUCCCUAACCCUAAUCACUAAACGUCACAGUCAUUAGGCGUUCGGCGGCCAUUCGACGUUCUACAAAAUACCCCUGCCACAGAUAGAACAACAGCGGUUUAAAAAGACGUGUAUGAUUAACUUUGGAAACCACCGGUGGGUCAAGACGUCCACGUAAAAACGUACAGUAAAACGCCAAAAUUAAUGUUAAAUAUCCCUCAAAUGUAGUAACAAGGCUAUUAUUAGUGUUUUCAGUAUAAUAUUGAAUAGCUUCCCUCUUUUACGCGGUUACGAACCAUUUUAAAACCAACCUACCAAAGUUAAAACGGACGGGCAUAUCUAAAACAUUAGAGACUAGCUUUAAAUUAAAGAAAAGAGCUUUCUACCAAAAAAAUUACUGGAGAGGGUGCACUAAAUUUUAAAAGGCUAAUAUCAAAAUAAUUUAAAUUAUAAAGGAUUUUGCAAUGUCGUCGACAUCUGCUACAUUUUUCACUUAUUUGAAGUAUAGAUUGAAUUCGCAGGCUAUGGAGGUCGCCUGGGCUCUUGAUCGUUUUCACUCACGUUACCAGUGCCAAAGUAAAUUUCGCGGAACAAAAGAAAACGUUUACAUGAGUACAGAGUUAAAAAACCCUUUAAAAUAUUAAUAUAACGGUAAAAGUUUUUACUAAGGAGGAGUAGUCUGUUUAAAUAUCGACACAUUUACUAUAGUCAUCAGAGUUAGAAUCAAGUUUACGGCAAACGUCAGAUUCAAUUUUGAUAAUUUCUCAAAGUAGGAGAUAGCCAAAUAACAAAUGAAAAUCAUUCUUAUGAAAGAAAAUGGCCUAAGACUUUCGUUACUGAAUAGAUAUAAAGAACCAAGAGCACAGAGUUAAGGAAAAUGAACAUGGUCACCUACAGUAUAAUUUGCGUUUACGUUUACAAUGAACGUGAUUCUAAAUUCUCUCUAUUAUCUUAAGUAUUUUUUUUAAAGUGACCAUUGCAGCUUUUUUAUUACUUAUGUGAUAAGGAGAAAAUAAAUACCAAACACCUCAAAUGUCUGUACACGGACACAAGUAUUUGUUGACAAAUUUUUAAAAACUCCUAAUAAAACAGAAUGACGUAUCGGUCACAAGGAUAAUUAUCAUGGAGGAAUAUGAAUUUUUCUGGUUACUGGUUUUUCUUGUAAGAAUCCCAGGUUGUAAGACCCAUGCUGUAAGAACCCCUGGUUGUAAUAAACCCUGGUUGUAGGACCCAUGCUUGCAAGACCACUCGUUGUAAGAACCCUGAUUGUACGAACCCCUGGUUGUAAGAACCCUGAUUGUAAGAACCCCUGGUUGUAAGACCUAUCCUUGUUAAAACCCCUGGCUCAAAGAUUCAGGGUAGUAGGAACCCCAGGUUGUAAGACCCCUCGUUGUAAGAACCCCCUGGUUCUAAAACCUCUAGUUGUAAAACCCCUGGUUGUCAAACCCCUGGUUGUAAGAACCCCGGGUCUAAGAAACCCUCCUUGUAAGUACUCCUAGUUGUAAGAACCCCUCGCUGUAAGACCUCUGGUUGUAAGGACCCCUGGUUGUAAGACCCCUUGUUGUAAGACCCCCUCGUUGUAAGACCCCUGGUUGUAAGAACCCCUGGCUAUAGGAACACCUGGGUGUAACAGUCCGGAAUAUCCCUAAAUUUAAGGACAGGGCCAACUGGUCACGCGACACUUUUCAACGUCUUGCUUUUAUAACUUAGAAAAGCAUUUUUUCGUGAUACUUUUUCAAGUUUAAAUGCGAUGCCUGCAAAAUUCACCAAAACAUUAUUAUGGAUUGUGCUCCCCGAACAAAAGUUUUUGAUAUUUUCUUCAUUACUCUAAAGAUGCAUUAUGUAUCUAGGUGAAGGCACGAGAUAAUGGCUUCUGAAAAGAAGUGACUUAAGGCAGCGGUAUCAUCGUGACAAAGCAUGUUGUAAGUUAUAAGAACUUUGGACAAAAUGGUGCUUGAAAAUCUCUAAAAGACAAAAAUCAUCGCUUAAUCGCUUUAAAAAAAAAUCCGUUUUUCUAACUAUAUACGAUCGAUACUUUUACAAUCUUGAAAGCUGUGUUUGAAGUUCAAAACGAUAAAAAAUUUAGAUCUUUCCAAAAGGCUUUUGUCCACGGUUUUGGUUCAAAUUGGCCAUUUUUCCAUUCUUUUUUUUAUGCAGUAUAAGCCGGGAAAAUGUUUUUUUUUAUUAUAUUCUAAAAGGGAAUAAACGCCUUUCUACAAAAACAAAACGUUCAAACAGUCGAAAAAUUGAGAUUUUUCUAAAGGGGUUAGUCCAUGGUUUUGGUCAAAAAUUGGCCAUUUUUCCAACUUUUUUUUCUAGGCAAUAUUGCCCACCUUUUGCAAUUUUUAAUCUAUGCCGCCCCCCCUCUUCUACUCUUGGCAACGGACGAGAGAAAACGUUUUCAAUACCUAAAAAUAGUCUUAAAUAAUAAGAACGAGAAGUCCGAAGACUACAGCAAAGCUGAUUAAAAACAACGUGUAUUGUUUUUUAUAACAAUAUUUCGGCUGGCCAUAUCAGCCUUCUUCAGGUUUACAGAUGUUACUGAACGUAUGUAGCAAUCACAAUAUUAUAUAGAUGUAGAACGUCGCAAUAAAAGGGAGAGACGGAAAUGACGUACAACAUAAAAACUGGAAAGGAAAAAUACUAAAAACAAUACACGUUGUUUUUAAUCAGCUUUGCUGUAGUCUUCGGACUUCUCGUUUUUGUUUCUUUAUAUUUUGGCUGAUUUGAUCUCUUUUCUAGAGAUCCAACGUUUACAACUAACAGGAUCUUCCUUUAAUCCUUUAUUAAAUAAUAAAACUGGGCCCUUAUUGUUAGCAUUUGGUUGAUACAAAGACACGUUUUAUGUUUUUAAAAAGAUAGCAGAUGUCAUAACAUGGCCCCUUUAAGCCCAUUUGGGUUUCACUGCAGCCAAUACAGUGGUACCAAUUAAAUUUAAUCAAAAAGUUCUUUUUUUUUUAACAGCUUGAGUUACCUCUUUUACUUAGUUAUUAGCAGCGAUAAAACCACCCUACCAAAAUCGAUAUCUACGAGCAUAUCUGAAACGUUAGACACUAGCUUCAGUAAAAGACGAAACAGAUUAACCAAAAGGGGCAUUGAAUUGUACAAGGUUAAUAUCAAAUUUAAUUUGAAUUAAAAAAAGGAUUUUAAAAUGUUACCGACAGCUGCUAGGAUACAUCACGGUAAAGUGUAAGUCGCCGACACUAUUAAAACAAGGAAACCUUUUCUUUUCUUAGGGAAGAAGAGAGUUCAAAUAUGGCCAAUAGUCUAACUAAAAGUGUUAGAUUGAGAACAACGUAGGAAAUAUACUUGAUUUAUUACGAUGUUUUCUUUUGUCGUUUUAAUUGUCUGCGACGUAAUUGAAUGACUGUAAAGGAUCAAAGUUGAAACUUAUUCUUAAUGGAAGCUUUUGUAUAAAAAGGAGAAGUGUUAUGUGACGUUGCCAUGGUAGCAAUAUUUUAAUAUUUCAUGAUCAAUCUUUUUUGACAGAGAAGGGUCAUUUGCACUGUGGAACGACGGAAGAAAACUAUGGCCUACGGUUUUGUUCCUGAGUGCAAUCGUGCACAAAGAAGUCAUACGUGUCGACUUUUUUCGCUUUUCCUGCCACGUUUGCCGGACCACGGUCUGUUGAGAUCCAGAAAUUUACAAUGCCAACCUAACGUAUUCUAACAACUUAAUUACCUAUAUCGAUACCUAUAUCUGGCGGGGGCGUUUCUUCGUUGUGCGGAAACUAUUGAUGACCUGCUACCAUGUUUUUGUGGUGUGGUUAUACCGUUAAGUAUAUAUUGUUCAGUCCUUUAUAUUACGACAGCUGGUGAUCGCACUCGUCUGUCACGCCAUGAAACUACCCGUUCGAGGAGUCCCUCUGGCAUGGGAAACGGCUAAACCAAGCGAGAUGAUGGAUCAACAUGGAAAAGCGUCAUCUCUAGCCCUGCUUCCUAUCAGGGAGGGUGGGUAGGUCGUUAUCAGAAUUUUUCACCGACUUAGACGUUAAGAUUAACUUUGUUCUAGCUUGUGUAUCUCUUCCCAUCGAUAUUAGCCGACCAUUUCUUUAUCCCUUAGGCAAAAUCGCUUAUUAAAACAAGCAUUGAGAAGCUACAUACGUUAGGGAUGAUCAAGGCGAAAACAGGAUACAAGUUUAAUUAAUAAUGACUUGUGACAUUUUCAUGAUAUUGCUUUAACCCGCACGGAAACUCUCCAUUUUUAGAGUGAAAUUACCCAUAAAGAGCGAACUUAGUCGAAAGCUAAUAUUGCAUUUUUGACCCUCUAACGGAAGAUCUGGUAGGAAGGGGUGAUGAGUAAAACUCGGUUUUGGUGCCAAGAUGGGCAUGGAGACUUAAAUCAUGAUCCAGAUUGUUGUGGAGGUAUUCAAAAGUAAUUGGGCCAAAAUCUUUACUAGUGGCUAUUUCAACGAAGUUUGCAGCUCACUUUCGCCAGUGGGCCCAUGUCACAAUAUCCUUUUGUAUGUAAAUUUGUCCAAAGUUAAAGUGCUGUAUUUUUCUUAACAACACGCCCCCAAAUUAAUUUAACUUUAAAAUUGAGAGUUUAUCAAGAGCAACUGGUCAUACCUUCCUUCCUUAGACGAAGAUAACACGUUUGCGCCUCCAUGAUUUAAACUCGAAAACAAUGACAAGUUCUGAAGAAGUGAACAUCACAACCUUGCUGACCCAAUUAAUCCCAAUGCAAACAGACGUGGAAGUAUUUCUGUUAGCUUUGAACAUCUUCCUUGCUAUCACAGCUUCCCUUGGCAAUGCCUUGAUCCUGAAUGCUCUCCCCAAAGUAACUUCUCUGCACUCACCAACAAAACUGCUAUUUGGAAACUUAGCAGUGACUGAUCUCUGCGUUGGACUUAUUUCACAACCUCUUUUCGUAACAAUUCGGCUUAGCACCUUUAUAAAGAUGAACACAGAUAUCCAGAACUACUUAAGGAACAUUGCCACUGCCAUCGAUUUCAUUUUGUGUGCAGUUUCCAUCCUCACCUUAAGUGCAAUAAGUGUCGAUAGACUUCUUGCUCUUUUGCUGGGAAUAAGAUACAGAACGAUUGUAAAUUUAAGGCACACUCGAGCUCUUCUGUCAUUUUUUUGGUUAACUGGAAUUGCAGCUGUAUUACUGAGAGUUUUUACGAGCUUUAGCGUUGCUGCAAUAGUAGGCGUCAUUUUUUUAAUCAUAGUUAUAGUCAUCUCGGUUUUUUGUUACACAAAGAUCUUUAUGACACUUAGACAAUUCGAAACUCAAGUACAAAACAGAGGACAGCAGAGACGAGAGGGAAUGCCACCUAAUAUAGGGAGAUACAAAAAAACAGUUUGGAGCAUUGCGUGGGUGCAGUUGGCAUUAAUCGCAUGUUAUAUUCCUUUUAUUAUCUGUGCCAUAGCGAUAACGAUAAAGGGUUCGAGUGGUACGACAGCGAACACUAUUUGGAUAUUUACAUUCACUCUGAUUUACGUAAACUCAUCAUUGAACCCAAUUCUCUACUGUUGGAGGAUCAAAGACGCGAGACAAGAAGUGAAGGCCACGAUCAGACGGUUUUGUUGCCACUCAAGUUAG